Messenger RNA from Python bivittatus (Burmese python), 2236 nucleotides. It is a transcript of the gene NGB, whose product is annotated as neuroglobin. The record is from RefSeq and is a predicted model, not a curated record. Gene Ontology annotation, molecular function: heme binding; oxygen binding. Lineage: Eukaryota; Metazoa; Chordata; Lepidosauria; Squamata; Pythonidae.
UGCCGCCGUCGGGGAGAGGCGCUCGCGUCCUCGUGCCUGUUCGGGCGAAACGGGGGCAGGGCAGGCCCGCGCUCCCGAUCGGAGAUCAGGAAGAGCCGGGCGAGGAGGCGCGGGAGCUGGGAUCCUCUCCUCUUUGUGGCUCCGAGAAGCAACAUGGCGUUUCCCCAGGGCGCUUGGGCUCCUUCUCUGGGCAGGGUAGGAGACCGCUCUCCUCCCAGCGGAGUGGCGCCCUAGAAAGAGGCGAAGCUCUCCCAGCGAUGUGAGUGCAAGCGCCGAGCUCCGGGCGAGAAAGCGGGUUGCGAAGCUCCGCUGUUCGUCGAGCCUAGCAAGUGGGUUUUGCUCCGGGAUCCGGGCCACCUGUUACUCCGAGUGCAGCCUGAGCCUCUUGCAGCGAGCGAAGCUUUCUCCCGAAACGGCGCUGCUCCUCUGGCAGUUCGCUCUCGGAGAAAAUGGAGCGCGACGGACUUUCCAGCGCGGACCAGAAGCUGAUCCGGGAGAGCUGGCAGAAAGUGGGCGUCAGUCCUCUGGAGCACGGCAUCGUCCUGUUCACCAGGCUUUUUGAUUUGGAUCCAGAUCUCUUGCCCCUUUUCCAGUACAAUUGCAAGAAGUUCUCUACUCCUCAAGAGUGCCUCUCAUCACCUGAGUUCCUGGAACACAUUAGAAAGGUAAUGGUGGUAAUUGAUGCAGCUGUAACCCAUCUGGAGAAUUUGCACUGCCUGGAGGAAUACCUUGCUAAUCUUGGCAAGAAACACCAAGCAGUUGGUGUGAAGCUGGAGUCCUUUGAGGCUGUUGGAGACUCCUUGCUUUAUAUGCUGGAGAAAUGCCAUGGUCCUGCCUUCAAGCUGAAUGUGCGUGAAGCCUGGACAAAGCUCUAUAGCGCUGUGGUGAAAGCCAUGAGCUGUGGCUGGGAUGUUCCCAGAAAGGUGGAAUAAGCGCCGAUCAAGAUGCUUGGAGUUCUUUGCUGUUCUGAGUCAGGAACAGCUAUGAUGAAAGAGCAUGCUCACCCUUCCAGCUUGAUGUAUUCCAGAGUAAUCCCAACAGCUUUCUUUCUGUCUCUUGCUUACUUUUGCAUUCCCUGUCUUGUGACAGUGUGCUCCAAAAUUCAGCGUAGCAGGUCCAUGUGUAGAGGUGUGUAAAACAUUUCAGUUCAAACUGUUUUAAGCACCAAAUUCUGUGAAACUUCUCACCCAGAGCAUGAGAUAGGCUGUUUUGAAUAUUUUCAAACUGUUAUGAGCUCUAAACAGCUCUUUUGACCUUAAAAUACUUCCAGAAUGCUCAAAACAACCAGUUUUGCAUUAAAAAGAGCAGAUUAACCUUCAGAUUGGGGAGUUUUGUGAAGAUGAAAUGAUUCAAAAUGAAACAUUUUGCAUACCCCUAAUCUGUUUGCAGGGGACAAAAGUGAAGCAACCUGGAACUGUUGCCUGCGGUGACUUUCCUGCCUUUAAGCUCUUUUUUUUUAAUUAAUCAUUUUUAAAGAAGAGAAUGGACAAGUGGGAAAAAAAUUAAUACAAUGUUAUAAUAUCAGUAAGUGGAAAGAGAUGCAAACAUUGUACAGAUAGUGCUCAGUAUAUCAUUGAUAAAGGAUUACCCAUAAAAACCAGAAUAAUUAAGUUAUUUUUAACAAAAAAAAGAAAAGGGUUUUAAAGAUCUUUUUAAAUCUCUGAGCUGAAUGCUGGUAUCUCCACAAGCUCUUUAUUCUCUGUCUCUUUAUAAAGAGUGACUGCAAAUAUUUUUUUUAGCAGAGAAAGGCUACUGGGCUACCAGUUUCUUAGGGUGGAGAGCUUUAUAUUCCUUCUGUAAAGUUAAUGAACAGUAUGGGCAUUUCCCUGGGAUUAUCUAAGCAGUUCAGUUUUUUCAAAAAGUGGGUUAAUUCUCCUAUACAGUAUACAUUGGGGCUGCAAAAAAGUUGGGCUUUUCAAAUGCUUGGUCUCAAGUUAUAAUUUAAAAGCCAGUAGGUAUGCAGUAGCUGCCAGUUCCUUUUGUGUAAAAAUAAAGUCUUGAAGUGAAAUUAUAACUGAUGCGGGGAGCAGCUUGGGAAAGCUUCUAGAAUUUGUCCUGAUUUCUAGCUGAAGAGAUCUGUACCAUCACAUCCAUUUCUGACAAUUGCUAGGUUCUUAUAUUUCCUCUUCCUCCCAAGGCACUGUUUUUACAACCCUAUGGGUGCCUGUGGAAGGAAAGAGAAGAAAAGGAUGACCAACAGCAAGUGGAUGGAUUCAGUUACAGUAGCAAUGGAAGA